Messenger RNA from Lactuca saligna, 2584 nucleotides. NCBI's taxonomy places the organism in Eukaryota, Viridiplantae, Streptophyta, Magnoliopsida, Asterales, Asteraceae. The record is from the annotation of a GenBank genome assembly.
AUGUCUUUUGACGGAGAUCACAAGCAAUGGAUUUGUGGAAAGAGUGGUACAGUGAAUUUACAAAGAGUUGGUUCUAUUGUUCAACAUAUUGGGGAGCCUUGUCUUCAUCAGUCACCAAUAAAGGUUGUUGUUACUAUAAACAAAAUGCUUAAACCAGAAAAGUGGCAAACAACAUUUGAUAGUGAUGGAAAGGUUUUUGGUUUUCAGAAAGCACUGAAAUUGAUUAUUUUGGGUGGGGUAGAUCCGUCAAUAAGACCUGAAGUGUGGGAAUUUCUUCUAGGCUGUUAUUCUUUGAGCAGUACAGCAGAUUACAGAAGAAGGCUAAGGGCUGCAAGGAGGGAACGCUAUAAAGACCUUAUUAAUCAAUGUCAGUUAAUGCAUUCCAGUAUAGGCACAGGUUCUUUAGCCUAUGUUGUGGGGACAAAAGUCAUGGACAUGAGAACAAAAACAGAAGAUGAUGAAAGAAGAAAAUCUGAAGUAAAACAAGAACAAUCUUCCACCAUUGAUUCUAAUCUACUAGAAUCUUCCUGCAAUUGCUCUGAUAUUUGUGUAGAAACUUCUUCUACUACUCCAUAUAAUAGAAGUGAAGGGGAUGAUGAAUCACAAUACAGAACUUCAAAUUAUUACGAUUUCCCCCCUUUACCUGUUACAAAUUUAUUUGAAAAAAGUGAUGUAGUGGUUGAUAAUAAGAAUGAAGUUAAGUCAAAGUCAAACGAUGAAAGAGUUUCCACAAGGCGGAAGCUUAGAUUUGAAGAAGAUGAUGAUGAUGGUGAUGGUGAUGGUGAUGAUGAUGAUGAUGAUGAUGAUCAUGUGUAUGAUUUUCAAAUUAAUAACAAUGUAGAUUUGGUAAUGGAAGAGAAUUCUAAAUGUGGUAACAAAUCAAGAAUUGAAGUCACGGGGUCUGAAUCAAGAUCUGGCAAUGUGGAAUAUGAAAUGGAGGAAAGAAAGAACGAUGUGUCUGAAAUUAGGGUUUUGAAAAACACAGUGAAAUCACAUGGAAGAACAAGGAGUCAAGAUAGAGUGUCUGAGUGGCUUUGGACUUUACAUCAAAUUGUUGUUGAUGUUGUGAGAACAGAUUGUCAUCUGGAAUUUUAUGAAGAUACAAAAAAUUUAGCAAGAAUGUCAGAUAUUCUUGCUGUUUAUGCCUGGGUUGAUCCUGCAACAGGAUAUUGUCAAGGUAUGAGUGAUUUGUUAUCGCCUUUUAUUGUGCUCUUUGAGGAUAAUGCUGAUGCUUUUUGGUGCUUCGAGAUGCUUUUAAGAAGAAUGCGUGAAAAUUUUCAGAUGGAAGGAACGACAGGUGUCAUGAAACAAUUGGAAGCACUUUCACAUAUUUUAGAACAUGUAGACAGGGAAAUGUUCACUCACCUUUCACAAAUAGGUGCUGAAAGCCUCCAUUUUGCCUUCCGGAUGCUUCUAGUACUUUUCCGACGUGAGUUAUCUUUCAGUGAGGCACUUUGCAUGUGGGAGAUGAUGUGGGCUGCUGAUUUUGAUGAAUCCUUGGCUUUCAAUCUGGAGAACAGUUGUCCUGAACUUCUAGUCCUACAAAUCCCAAAGGAAUCAACUACAGCCACAGCCACACAAGAGGAAAUUAUUGAGAAUGAAAACAGUGGAUCAAAAAAUGGUGGAUCAGAAUCAAAAUGUGGGAAUUUAGAGCGCUCAAACUCCGAAAAUAAUGGAAUAAAAUCCACUUUAAAUCAUCCCUUUUGUGGAUUGACAAAAAGCUUGUGGUCAAAAAAUGAUCGUUUUCAAAUAUGCACGAUCAUAUCAUCAACGAGGAAUGGCGAUGAUGAGUUGCCUAUUUUCUGUGUAGCUGCAAUUCUUAUUCUCAAUCGCCAUAAAAUCAUGAGAGAAACACGUUCGAUUGAUGAUUUGAUAAAGAUAUUCAAUGACAAUAUGCUGAAGAUUAGGGUUAAGAGAUGCAUACGUACAGCCAUUAAACUCCGAAAGAAAUACUUCUACAAGCUAAUCAAGAAUAGAAGCCCAGCUGCUACCUAUGAUGACUAGUUUGUGAUGCUUCAAAUUUGUGAUCAAAGAUUUUACCUUUUUGUUUUAUAUUGGAAGAGUUCAUAGCAAUGUGCUUAUGCCAUUUCAACAUUCAUCAAGUACGUUUAAAAAUCGCUCGAUUUUUAGUAAAGGAUUAUGAAUUGGAGCCCUAAAUGAUUGUCAUAGGAAGAGGCUGUUCAUGGGUACAUCUUGCAAGGUCAGAAGAACACAAUCUCUUUAUUUGUGUAUUGUGUUUAGACAUUUUUUUUUGUUUUAAUAUUUUGAGGCGAUUAUAGAAGGUUUCACGUUUAGCUUCCAUACAACAUGUAAACUUAGAAUCAAAGAGCUCGUUGCAAUUCUUGCUUUUCAAGAGGAAUAGGUUUUUUUUAUUCUUUUUUCUGUAUAUUAUAGCAUCAUGAUUUCAUUUCUUUCUAUUAUAGUAUUGUACUUUGAAAAAUCUACCCAAAUAUAGCAAUGUCAUUCAAAUACAAAGCAAUUUUCAUUGCUAUAUUGGGUAAGAUUUUACAAAGUAUGAUGUUCUAAGAAAAAAGUUAGAAACUACAUUGUUAUACUAGCUAGCAGAGUUUUAAAAUUACAAUGC